Molecule: messenger RNA, 727 nt
Organism: Hibiscus syriacus
Lineage: Eukaryota; Viridiplantae; Streptophyta; Magnoliopsida; Malvales; Malvaceae
Product: universal stress protein A-like protein
Exons: 4
Coding region: 77-601 (174 amino acids)
Source: RefSeq, a predicted model, not a curated record
UCAAAAUUUCAACUUCGUUCAGAAAAUUUUCCUUUCAUCAACUGUUCAAUUUCCAGAAAAGCUCGGGCUAGGUUCAAUGGCGGAUGAUGAUCAAGCUGUGGCCAAGGACCGGAAGAUCCUGGUGGCCGUGGAUGAAGGCGAAGAGAGCAUGUACGCUCUCUCAUGGUGCCUCAAGAACUUGGCGCCUCGGAGUUCAAAAGAUACACUUAUCCUCCUUUACGCUAAACCACCGCGAACGGUGUCUUCUUCCCUAGAUGGCACUGGGUAUAUGUUUUCUGCUGAUAUACUGGCCACCAUGGAUAAAUACAGCGACGAUGUGGCGGCUUGUAUCAUCGAGAAGGCCAAAAGGAUAUGCAGAGAGCAAGCUGAUUAUGAGGUGAAGGUAGAGGUGAAGAUAGAGAGUGGUGAUCCAAGGGACGUGAUUUGCCAAGUUGCUCAGAAGAUCGAUGCUGAUGUGCUUGUUAUGGGAACCCAUGGAUAUGGCCUCAUCAAGAGGGCUUUCUUGGGGAGUGUGAGCAAUCAUUGUGCGCAAAAUGUGAAUUGCCCUGUUUUGAUUGUGAAGAAGCCUAAAGGCUCAUCUUCUGCAUGUGGAACCAAAUGAAUUGGGUCCCAAAUCACCUUUUUCUCGCUUCAUUAGUACAACUUUAUAUUGUAUGUUUCGGUGUUGUCUUCUCUUCUCUUGGUUAUGUUAUCCGAAUGUAGAAAAAAAGAAUCAGAGCUUGAUUAU